AUGGUCCUACCAAAGCUGUCAGAUAUCAACGAAGUUAGCAAAAUCUUCCACUUGGCUCUGAGUCUCAUGGACCUUGUAGUAGGCAUUGUUACAUUAAUCACCGUCGUCUUCGAUGUCGUUGACGGAAUGGAGUUCGUUCGUCCUCUAUGCAUCACCACGGGCAUACUGAACAUUGUGGCUCCGACCAGUUCUGUCUGCAUCCUCGUUCUCCUCCAUGUUGAUCGAUUCCUGUCCAUCACCAAACCGCUCCGGUAUCCCGCCUGGAUCACCCCUCGAAAAGCCCAAGUUCAGAUUCUUAUCGCCUGUGUUUCGUUAACGGGAAUUGUUGUAAUCGGCAUCGGUGUUUCACCAUCCUCGUGGGAUAUCAUUUAUUCACCAGGUACCAUAGCCGUCUGUAUGGCUGACUUCACAAAUAUCGAUUUUGCUCCGUACUUUGCGGCGAUAAUGCUCUUGGGGGUAUGGCUGCCUGCUGGUAUCAUCUUCGUAAUGUAUUGCAGAAUCAUCUGUAUAUCGUUGAAGGCGAGUGGCCAAAUACGCCGUGCCAAGGUUGCACCUGUUGCAGCUGCAAUGGCUCCGGAAGGACAUCCCAGAUGUGCCCAACAUGCACACCCUGUGAACAACGCACUGGAACCCGGAGGUUCAACGAUUCAAAUCAUCUUCAGUCUUCUGAGAAUGACAGAGGGUGAACCGGAGGUGGCCAGUUGA
Messenger RNA from Strongylocentrotus purpuratus (purple sea urchin), 705 nucleotides. RefSeq names its product alpha-1A adrenergic receptor-like. The transcript has 2 exons. Gene Ontology annotation, biological process: G protein-coupled receptor signaling pathway. Gene Ontology annotation, molecular function: G protein-coupled receptor activity. Lineage: Eukaryota; Metazoa; Echinodermata; Echinoidea; Camarodonta; Strongylocentrotidae. The record is from RefSeq and is a predicted model, not a curated record. The coding region runs from base 1 to 705 and encodes 234 amino acids. Gene Ontology annotation, cellular component: membrane.